Messenger RNA from Colletotrichum paranaense, 363 nucleotides. RefSeq lists its product as uncharacterized. Lineage: Eukaryota; Fungi; Ascomycota; Sordariomycetes; Glomerellales; Glomerellaceae. Bases 1 to 363 code for a protein of 120 amino acids. The record is from RefSeq and is a predicted model, not a curated record. The transcript is spliced from 2 exons.
AUGGCAACUGCUCUCGGAUCACAUUGCCCACGCACUGGCGGUACAGAUAGAUUCGCAGCAGCGACCCCCAAGGUCCUCUUACACGAAAGGGGACGGAAACGCACCUUUGCAGAUCAUUCUUUCCAGAAAAACGUGGUCUGUCGCUCUCUGUCUUUCUCUCCCCACUGCACGCGUUCAACGAAACCCCGUUGCAUUUCGUCUGCCCAUCCCGCAGCCCGCUCAUCAAUGUCGAUCCGGCAGCAGCCAGCCACCGGCCGCCGAGAAAUAAAGCGGGCUAUCGCCCUCCGCUCUUGCCCCUCCCUUGCCCUCACCUGCGAGUCCCUCUUCUUCUUCUUCCCCUCCAAGCGCAAGACUGCGCAGUAG